CCCUCCGCGGGCCCGGCACCAGGCGGGCCGGAGGAUGAGCCAGCAGCCGGCGGGGAAGAUGUCGGCGGCUCCCCUGGCGGCCGAGGCGCUGGAGCCAACGGCGGGGAUGCUCGAGGGCCGCCAGAGGAAGCUGGAGUCCAUGAUCCGCGACCCGCGCUCCCCGGUCAACGUGGAGAGCCUGCUGGAUGGCUUGAAUUCUUUGGUCCUUGAUCUGGAUUAUCCAGCGCUGAGGAAGAACAAGAACAUUGAUAAUUUUUUAAAUAGAUAUGAGAAGAUUGUGGAAAAAAUCCGAGCUUUACAAAUGAAAGCUGAAGACUAUGAUGUUGUUAAGGUGAUUGGAAGAGGGGCUUUUGGAGAAGUGCAGCUGGUUCGCCAUAAAAUGACACAGAAGGUUUAUGCAAUGAAGCUCCUUAGUAAAUUUGAAAUGAUCAAAAGAUCAGAUUCAGCCUUUUUCUGGGAAGAAAGAGAUAUCAUGGCCUUUGCCAACAGCCCGUGGGUGGUUCAGCUAUUUUGUGCCUUUCAAGAUGACAAAUAUUUGUACAUGGUAAUGGAAUACAUGCCAGGCGGAGAUCUCGUAAACCUUAUGAGCAAUUACGAUGUGCCUGAGAAAUGGGCCAAGUUCUACACAGCUGAAGUUGUUCUUGCUCUUGAUGCAAUUCACUCCAUGGGCUUGAUACACAGAGAUGUGAAGCCUGACAAUAUGCUUUUAGAUAAGUAUGGGCAUCUGAAGCUGGCAGAUUUUGGCACUUGCAUGAAAAUGGAUGAAACAGGAAUGGUGCGCUGCGACACAGCCGUGGGGACGCCCGACUACAUCUCGCCCGAAGUCCUGAAGUCGCAGGGCGGUGAUGGCUACUACGGACGGGAAUGUGACUGGUGGUCUGUAGGGGUUUUCCUUUUUGAGAUGUUAGUUGGUGAUACUCCUUUUUAUGCAGACUCACUAGUAGGAACAUAUAGUAAAAUUAUGGAUCACAAGAACUCAUUGCAUUUCCCUGAUGAUGUGGAAAUCUCUAAGCAUGCAAAGAACCUUAUCUGUGCCUUUUUAACUGAUAGGGAUGUGCGACUUGGGAGAAAUGGGGUUGAAGAAAUAAAGCAUCACCCUUUCUUCAGAAGUGAUCAGUGGAACUGGGACAACAUUCGAGAGACUGCUGCUCCUGUUGUUCCUGAGCUUAGCAGUGAUAUAGAUAGCAGUAAUUUUGAUGACAUUGAGGACGACAAGGGAGACGUGGAGACCUUUCCAAUCCCCAAAGCCUUUGUGGGAAACCAGCUGCCUUUCAUAGGAUUUACCUAUUACAGAGACAAUUUGUUGCUAAGUGACUCCUCUCAGUCUUGCAGAGAAAACGAAUCUGUGCAAUCUAGUAAAAAUGAGGACAGCAAAGAGUUUCAGAAUAAACUAAGCAAGCUAGAAGAACAGCUCAGUAAUGAAUUACAAGCCAAAGAUGAACUAGAACAGAAGUACAGGUCUACAAGUGUUCGUUUAGAGAAGAUAGCGAAAGAGCUCGAUGAAGAGAUAACUUCAAGGAAGAAUGUAGAGUCUGCAGUCAGACAGUUAGAGAGAGAGAAGGCUCUUCUUCAGCAUAAGAACACAGAAUACCAGAGGAAAGCAGAACAUGAAGCAGAUAAGAAACGCAAUUUGGAAAAUGAGGUUAACAGUUUGAAAGACCAACUUGAAGAUUUAAAAAAGAGGAAUCAGAACUCUCAAAUAUCCAAUGAAAAAAUCAAUCAACUACAAAGACAGUUGGAUGAAGCCAAUUCUUUGCUGCGGUCAGAGUCUGAUACUGCAGCCAGGUUAAGGAAGAACCAGACAGAAAGCACAAAGCAAAUCCAGCAGCUGGAAAUUAAUAAUAGAGAACUACAAGAUAAGAACUGCCUGCUAGAGAAUGCAAAACUCAAACUGGAGAAGGAGUAUCUCAAUCUUCAGUCAGCUCUAGAAUCAGAAAGGAGAGAUAGAAGUCAUGGAUCAGAGAUUAUCAGUGAUUUACAAGGUCGAAUAUCUAGCCUUGAAGAAGAAGUGAAAAAUGGAAAGAGUGCAUUAGCCAAACUGGAAAUGGAGAAAAGACAAUUGCAGGAAAAGCUCACAGAUUUAGAAAAGGAAAAGAGCAACAUGGAAAUAGAUAUGACAUAUAAAUUUAAAGUUAUGCAGCAGAACCUUGAACAAGAAGAAGCUGAACAUAAAGCCACAAAAGCACGAUUAGCAGACAAAAAUAAGAUCUAUGAGUCUAUAGAGGAAGCAAAAUCUGAAGCCAUGAAAGAAAUGGAAAAGAAACUUUUGGAAGAGAGAGCUUUAAAGCAGAAAGUAGAAAACCGGCUGUUGGAAGCUGAGAAGCAGCGCUCCAUGUUGGACUGUGAUCUCAAACAGUCACAGCAGAAGAUAAAUGAGCUCCUUCGGCAAAAGGAUCUACUGAGUGAAGAUGUAAAAAACUUGACAUUAAAAAUAGAGCAAGAAACACAGAAGCGCUGUCUCACUCAAAAUGACCUCAAGAUGCAAACACAGCAGGUCAACACCUUGAGGAUGUCGGAGAAGCAGUUAAAACAGGAGAAUAACCACCUUCAGGAAAUCAAAUUAAGUCUGGAAAAACAAAACAAUGAACUCCGCAAGGAACGUCAAGAUGCAGAUGGACAAAUGAAAGAGCUUCAAGACCAGCUCGAAGCCGAGCAAUAUUUCUCAACUCUUUAUAAGACACAAGUUCGAGAACUUAAAGAAGAAUGUGAGGAAAAGACCAAAAUUUGUAAAGAAAUGCAGCAGAAGAUACAAGAGUUACAGGAUGAGAGAGAUUCCUUGGCUGCUCAGCUAGAGAUUACUUUGACAAAAGCAGAUUCAGAACAACUUGCCCGUUCCAUUGCUGAAGAACAGUACUCUGAUUUGGAAAAAGAGAAGAUUAUGAAAGAGCUGGAGAUUAAAGAGAUGAUGGCGAGGCAUAAACAGGAACUUACUGAGAAAGAUGCCACCAUAGCUUCAUUGGAGGAAGCAAAUAGGACACUAACUAGUGAUGUGGCUAACCUUGCUAAUGAGAAAGAAGAACUAAACAAUAAACUGAAGGAGGCACAAGAACAAAUUACAAAGCUUAAAGAAGAAGAAGCAAAUGUAGGAAAUAUUAAAGCACAAUUUGAGAAACAGUUGUUGAAUGAGAGAACAUUAAAAACCCAGGCUGUGAAUAAAUUGGCUGAAAUCAUGAAUCGCAAGGGUCCAGUCAAACGUGGAGCUGACACUGAUGUACGGCGGAAGGAAAAGGAAAAUAGGAAGCUGCAUAUGGAACUGAAGUCUGAACGAGAAAAGUUAACCCAGAUGAUGAUCAAGUAUCAGAAAGAAAUAAAUGAAAUGCAGGCACAAAUAGCAGAAGAGAGUCAGAUACGGAUUGAGCUGCAGAUGACUCUGGACAGCAAAGACAGUGACAUUGAACAGCUUCGCUCCCAGCUGCAGUCACUGCACAUUGGGCUGGACAACAGUAGCAUAGGCAGUGGGCCUGGAGAGGCUGAGGCAGAUGAUGGAUUCCCUGAAUCAAGAUUGGAAGGCUGGCUAUCAAUGCCUGUUAGAAAUAACACAAAAAAAUUUGGAUGGGUUAAAAAGUAUGUAAUUGUAAGCAGCAAGAAGAUCCUGUUCUAUGACAGUGAACAAGAUAAAGAGCAAUCUAAUCCCCAUAUGGUAUUGGAUAUAGACAAACUCUUCCAUGUCCGACCAGUCACUCAGACUGAUGUGUACAGAGCAGAUGCCAAGGAAAUUCCUAGGAUAUUCCAGAUCCUAUAUGCUAAUGAAGGAGAGAGCAAAAAGGAACAGGAAUUUCCUGUGGAGCCCAUGGGAGAGAAGUCAAAUUACAUUUGUCACAAAGGACAUGAGUUUAUACCUACUCUUUACCACUUCCCAACCAAUUGUGAAGCUUGCAUGAAGCCCCUGUGGCACAUGUUUAAACCUCCUCCUGCUCUGGAAUGUCGCCGCUGCCAUAUCAAAUGUCACAAAGAUCACAUGGAUAAAAAGGAAGAGAUUAUAGCGCCUUGCAAAGUGUACUAUGAUAUUUCUACGGCGAAGAAUCUACUACUGUUAGCUAAUUCUACAGAAGAACAGCAAAAAUGGGUGAGCCGACUGGUGAAAAAAAUACCCAAGAAGCCUCCAGCACCAGACCCCUUUGCUCGAUCUUCUCCCAGAACUUCCAUGAAGGUACAGCCAAACCAGUCCAUCAGACGACCAAGUCGACAGCUUCCUCCAAACAAACCAAGCUAACUGCUUUCCGUGAAUGCAGACACAGUCAAGGUGAUAAUUUUCUUCCCAUUACAGCAAGACUGAAACAUAUCCCAAAAUAUAUUAAAAAUAUAUAUUUUCCUGAGAGAUUGUGCUAUAUAUAUCAGAGGUUUACAUUUUUGCUGCAAUAUAAAUUACUAAUCUCUGAGGGUUUUCCUGUAUUCUCCCAAGUGACUGAUCAGUUGAGGAAUGGUUGGUAAAUAGUCAAAGGAUAUGUUAGGUAACCUUUUAAGCUCUGUUCCACAAAAGCUUUCUUGGCAAGACACAUACACUACAUUUCAUAAAAGGAUCGAGAGGAAUGAGUAUUGCAAUGGAAGAAACUGACUUUUCAGCUUUGGUAAAGAUGCCACCAGCAUGUCUGCACGUAGAACCGGAGGAGGAUCCACCACAGUGAUAGAGACUGCAUCUGUGAGAAGUGACCAUUAAACUGUGUAAAUAUAUUGUACUGUAAUACUGCAAGAGGGGUUUAAAAAUCUUUCCACUUUAUUUUUUUAUGCUUAUUAAUCAGAUACCGUUACUUAUUGCAGUUGCAACUAUGCACUUGUAUAAAGCCAUAAUGUUGAAGUUUAUAUCAUUCAUACACAUCUAUCAGAAGCUGCAUGUCAGUGUUCAGCAGCUAGUAUAGGUUUGAAGUAUAUACUAGUUUCAGCUACAUCAUCAUGGGCAGUCCCCUUGUACCUGUCUAAUUGCCUUAAUUUAAAUUUUUUUCAAGUUUUUUUUGCCCAUCCUUUCUAUUUAAGGAAAAAGAAAGUUUACCAGCUCUUAGGAUGCAGUUUUGCUUUGUGGCAGAAAAAAUAGUGCACUAUUUUUACACCUAUUAAGUAUAUCAGUGUCAAUCUAUUUUGAAUGUAUAUCAACUGGUUUUAAGGGUGGAGAAGUGUUGGUUACAGAAACAAUGUCUGAGAGCAUGGGAUUUACCAGACCAUUUGCUUGUACAUGUAACUGCUCAUCCAGCCCUUUUUACAAACCUCAGUACUCCUUAUUGACUUAUAUUAACCCUCAUUAAGUGCUAUGAAACUUCAUUUUGCCUUGUUUUUGCAUACUCUCCUAGAUGUGUUUUUUUUUUUUUUAUUUCUGGAAAAUAAAAGAAUCUGUGACUAUUUUUACAUUUCACAACACAGUAUCUGAGGACUGUCACAAACUUUAAGAAAAGUGAAACAUACUGUAGAUGUAUUUUAAAGUUUUAAUCUGGUUCUCUAGCACAUAGCUGUAGGCAUAGAUAAAAAAUUCAGUAGUGUGUUUUGAGAACUGAUAGCUGGGAAGAAAGGGCCUCAGAGGCACUUAUUCUGACUUUUUUUUAACUUGGAGUUGUACAAAAAAUAUAAUAUAUAUGGGCUCAUUCAUGAUGUGUUCAUAAUUAUCCCAGAAAAUGCAUGUUUUUUACAACUACAGUAUGUGAUGUUAAACAUAUUGACAGUAAAAAAUGUAGUCUCCUAUUUGGUCUCUUUAUAUAUAUAUAAAUAUAUAUAUAUAUUUAGAAUAUAUAUAUAUAUAUAUAAAAUAUUGUGUGGGAGUGCAGUAAUUUAAAAUAUGAUCUAACACUUCAAUGAAGGAGGACAUUUCACUUUAAAAUUUUGUUUGUUUGUUUUUGUUUUUAAAGAGUGUUGAAAUGUUUGGAAGGAUAGGACCAUGUUUUAUUUAACACUAUCAUGAAAAGUGGACUUGGAAACACUGAAAUACUGAAAAUUAAUAAAUAUAUUUACAUUUUGUAACCUCUACUACAGUUCAGCUUAACAAAGCAAGAAUGUAUUCAGUCUUCUAUUUAUGUGCUCACAAAGUAAAAUGUUGUUUGUGAGUUCUUAAAUUCAAAACUAAAACUUUCAUAUCAUUUCUGUUAGGUAUUAUAACCCAGAUACAGCUACGGUGGUUUUUCCCUGCUUAUUUUGAUUUACAGAAGUACGGUAUAUUUUUAGAUAAUGCAGAUUUGCAUAGAGUACAACAUUAAAAAUGUAUACAGUAAAACUGUUUCCAUUCACUGAAUGCAUAAAUAUUUUAUAUAUAUAUAUAAAAAAAUGUUACAUUGUGGGAAGUUCUAUCCUUUUCUGAAUUGGAGAAUAUUAUAUAUAUAUAUAUAUAUUUUUAAAUAAACUAUUUGAGUAAGGUAAAAUAGUUCCUGAACUUGAGAAGCUGGUAAUUAAUUGAAAUAUUUAAAUCUAAAGAUAACUACUGCAGCAGAUAUGGGAAAGGCAAGGGCUGCUCCAAAGGCAGCCCAGCAAAGGCUGUGUGUUUGGAGAAAGAGCAGAUUCCAGGGAGCUGUUUGGCACCUCCUCCACUGCUGGGGCUGGAUCCUUUGCACUUUCUUUCCCUGGCUUGCCCUCAUUUACUGUGAGUCCACGGGGCGCUGCUGAGCCUGACAUUUUAGGAGAUGUACUAUAUGAUAGUAUUGCUAGUCGCAGUGUGUGAAUUCCAUGCUUGUACAAGCAGUCCUUAGCUGUACGGACAGCAGGCUGUGCUGAGAUGGAGUCAGGGAGCAGUGCAGGAGCACUGGGCUCCUGUGCUCUGCCCAGAGCAGAGCUCACUUAGCACAGCUUCCUCAAGGCCCCUGGGCUGAGCUGCACAAACCUCACUUUGUACCCAGCACACAGAAAGAAGGCAGAGCUGCUCUUCUGUUCUUCCCCCUUAUCCUGCUGUGAAAUGCAAACACCUCUUUAAUGCUAGUUCCUGGAGUUUUGUGUUGUUUCCUUAUUGUCUAGUGGUGACCUUUUAAUAUUUUUGAGAGAAGGGCAUAUUCAUGAAGUAAGGAGUAUUUGACUUGAAAGUCACGGAUGUUUUAACAUUUUCUUUUUUUUACAGUCUUGUCCUAAGCAAACAGGGCAUUUUUAUGGCCUGAAUGACUUACCUAUAGAAAAUUCUCUCAUUGCAAGUCCUUUUGUCUCACAAGCGUAAAGAAGUGGUAUAGCCAAGCUGCAGAUUAAUCUUCUGGAAAACCAGAGGUCAGACUUGGAGCCAGAAGCUCAAGGCACUUGUACAGAAAUUGCUCCUUAGUUCCCAGACCCAAGAACUCACCAGAACAGAAGGACAGGCACAUCCCACUGAAGUUACCUUGUCAGGUGUCAGAAAGACCUUUCUGCAGUGAGAUUUCCACUUCUGUCCUAGUUGUGUGCUGCAAUUCCCUACCUCUUGUGGUCCCUGCCAAAGUGCAGCUCCUCCAGCACUGCCAGCAACCCAGCACCAGGUCUGCUUCUAACUAGAGGAAAACUGUGGUGGUUCUUGUGCUUCUGAGCAUGGCUGAUGCUGUAACCAAAAACAUGACACAGAAUCACAGUAGGAUGUAGGACUUGGAAACAUGCAGGAGGCUCAAGAUCUUAGCAGUGGCAGGGGCCAAAUUUAAAACAUCACUGAAAUUUCACUUACUUUCUCUUACUGCCUCUUGAAAACACUGAACCUCCUACAUUUUGGCAGGCAUUCAGUGACUCUCUGAAGGCACCAAGGCCAGGAAAGCUGCCACUGAAAUGAUGGGCUUUUUCUCUUUAGUUUCUUGUUUGUUUCUAAUGUCAAGUGAUCAUUAGAAAUUUGAGCCUUUCUGUUUGUAAUCUUACAAUGUAUUAAUUUCCCAUCUAACUUUGAGAGAAUCAUCCUUAAAAAAGAAUGGGCCAAAAUAUCUUUUGGUCCCAAGUGCCUUUACCCAUCGUGUGCUUGUGAGGUUGUAUAUGAGAUGCUGCUGUGAAAAGUGGGAGCUUAUAUGAAAGCAAACUUCUUACCUGCAUUGCUCAUACAAACCCUUAAUCACCUCCUUAUUCUGUUUUUGAGGUGGAAGAACAAGGUCCAGUUCAGUAAACUGGAGUAUUUCAGUCUCCUCCACGUUCCUGGGCAGUUUGCCUUGACAUUCAUGUUACAAUAAUGAUUAAUUUAUUUUCUCAUGUAAUCACAGAAUACAUCAAGUUGGAAGGGACCUAUAAGGAUCAUCGAGUCCAACUCUCUGCUCCUCACAGAACUAUGUAAAACUAAACCAUAUGACUAAAAGCAUGAUCUAGACACUCCUUGACCUCUGACAGGCUUGGUGCCUUUCUCAGUGCAUUACAUUUUUUUACAAAUAAUCAUCUCUGCACAUAGUACACUUUAAAUUGAAAACAUUUCUUAUUUUUUAAGAUAAUCUUCUGAAUCAUUUAGGGUUCUAUCAGAAUCCCAAGGAUCACAGAGUUUGCCUGCUGCUUUGAAGUACCCUUCAUGAGGGUGGGAAGGAUUCUUCUUUCUAAUCUCCAUAAAAGAUAUUGAUGGAGUGGUUCUGAAAAUACAAUUUGUGUUCGAUGUUGAAGUUGCCUAAAAAUUGGACAGGUGUACAUGCUCAGACAUUCUCAUCUGAGAAACUGGACAAGUCUACUGCAAUGUGUGUGGCAGAGAAGAACACUCAAAACACAUCCAGCCUAGUUCUCCUCAGAAACUACUGCAGUGAAUGGAAGAGCUGUAGCUGUAGAAACAUAGCUCCUAAGAAGUGGGGAUGUAGAGAACAUAAUGUAUUGGCACAGGGAUGCUAAUUACCAGGUCUUAUUAAUGAAAAUUGGGGUGUGGAAUCUUUGCCACUUGAUAGGCAGGAAGCAGUGUUUUUUAAAGGUAAGAAAGCCACAUUACUACUCAAUAUUGCAAGGGUGAAGCCUUGGAUUUGACUGCAGCUGCUUUUGCUCCAAUAAUCUUGUAGAAGGUGCAAGAUG
This is a messenger RNA of Melospiza georgiana, 8880 nucleotides long. RefSeq names its product Rho associated coiled-coil containing protein kinase 2 (gene ROCK2). Gene Ontology annotation, molecular function: ATP binding; Rho-dependent protein serine/threonine kinase activity; small GTPase binding. Gene Ontology annotation, biological process: cortical actin cytoskeleton organization; peptidyl-threonine phosphorylation; Rho protein signal transduction. The coding region runs from base 35 to 4213 and encodes 1392 amino acids. The transcript has 33 exons. The record is from RefSeq and is a predicted model, not a curated record. Lineage: Eukaryota; Metazoa; Chordata; Aves; Passeriformes; Passerellidae. Gene Ontology annotation, cellular component: cytoplasm; centrosome; cytoskeleton.